AAUUGCAACAGGCAGUCAGGCGGACAGCUAUGAAUUGGGGUCCUUCAGAGGUCCUUUGAAUGCAUGUGGCGCGAUCUGGGAAACUGAGUGGAAAAGAGUUUGACAGCAGGAGCUCCGAGGAGAUUAUUGUCACCGUCUUUCUCUCCACUAAUCCAUACAAGAUGUUUUCUACACAGCAAAGCUCUUGGUUUAUCCGCAAGGUGAGUCUUCAAACUCUAGUUUUUCCUCAUUACAGGGAAAAACUAAUCCUGACUAUGAGUUAGCGGGCUAACUGAGUGUAGCCUGUGUUGAUGUUGGCCUGUUUGAGCAGUUUGAGCCGAUUAAAUGUUGUAGUUCUGAUUAGAUAAUCAUGUUUACAAUGUUUUAACCUGGGAAACUAAAAGUCAAAGAUUAAAAUAUUAAAAUUGAGUAGAUUUGACCUAAAACUGGAUGUGAUCACUUAGAAACCUAAUCGGACGCCGCAUAUAAAUACUGUGAAAAACCAUCACCGUAUUAUAAACAACCAAAAAAUAUGAUCGAUCAGGACAACUACUCACAAUAUACUUGAUAUUAUUUUUAAAAAUAUUUUUGUAUAGGAGAUUUUGUGCCGAGGUGUCCCACAAGACAAAUAUUUUAUGUUUUUAAACGAUAAAAGAAAUUUAGAAAAAAUAUAAGGACUUUGGUCUAGACCGGCACCUUCUUUAAAGCGUCUUGAGAUAUCAUUUGUUGUGAAUUAAUACUGUAUAAAUGUUGAUUGAUUAAUAACUUCACUUAGUAGUUACCAGUUUGUAUAUGCUAUUUAUAAGAAAUAGACACAAUAAGCUUUAGCUACGGCCUACACUUUUUGGGUUAUUAACAUAAUUUCAUUAUGUUUUUUUUUUUUCCACGCAAUCCCUUUUUAAAGUUCUUUUUUUUUGUUGGAAAUUGUAUUUAAUUUGAUUGUAUUUCAAAGGGCAGACAUUGUAAAGCAGACUGGGUUGAAAGUGGAUUAAUUGUCGAGCUUGAUGGCUUCAGAAAAAAAAAAAACUGCUCCAAAAUGUAAAGUAGUAAAAACAGCCCUGUCAGACCACCAUCCUUAUCAUCUUUACAGGUUCUAGAUCGGUUAUUCAAGCUCACAUCUAUGAAACAAGUAGAGUAAAAAAAUGUGUGCAUCUAGCUCUAGCCAACACUGUUCACUCUAUAUAAUAGCUUAUCUAAGAUCUAAAUCCAAAUUCAACUUUAUUUUUACUGCACUUUUAAGACAUAAAAAUUUAGUUCAAAGUACCUCUCAGAGGCUAAAAACAACAAUAAAACACAACCCUCCCACCCACCAAUGGACCCACAGACACACACCCACUCUCACUCACCCACACAUACGCACACACAGAGUGAGAAUUUAAGAUAUAUUGUUAAAGAAAGACUAAAACAAGAAUACGAAAUAAAAUGAACAAAUAAGUAAGAGCUCUUUACCGUAUAAAAGGGGUAAACGAAGUAAAAACCUCUAAGGUGGGAGAAAAAAACUAAGAACAGAAAUAAUUAAUAAGAUUACAUAAAAGAAACAUUAAGAACUUCAAUUAAAAUGAACAUUGGCAACAAGAGAAAUAUGAAAAGGCAAUCAGUGAAAAGCCGGGUUAAAAAGGUGAGUCUUGAGCCUCUUCCUAAAAACAUCAACAGUCUCUGAAGUGAAUAUGGGCAUUUUUUAAACACUGUUUGUCAGCAUGUGAAGAUGUUUUUUCACGAUAUAAGGAUACUCAAAUAAAAAUGACAAAAGCUUGCUGAAAAUAGUUUCAGCUUGAAAAGAUGCCACUUUGACAUAUUGACCAUCAGGUAGAGUUUCAAGUCAAGUUUGAAUAUCCUGAGAUUACCAGCAUUUGCUCCCCUAGGGUAAGUCUAAUUGUGUACCUGUUGUAUCUUUUAUCAAUAAUUAAUCUCUUUCAGGUUAUUUGCUGGAGAGCUGCGGCCAGUAUUGCUUGGGCUGUUCUCUUGUUGCCUCCCACUACAGCUGUGUUUGUAAUCCUCAGCAGGUUCAGUCUCUUUCACCCUAUCCAUACAAUAUCAGGUCAGUAUCUGUGCUUCAUGGGAGAUUUGAUUCAUCACUUUCUUAAGUUGUGUGAAACUCACCAUGGACUCAUUUCUUCACACAGAAUGCUUUUUCCUCUUAACAAGUGCAAGUGCCAUCUUCUCCUUGAUUUUGCUGUUUGGAGUGAUCCUCAUGGUGGGGUUCCUGAACCUGGAGUAUUAUUCAGGUGAUUUGGAGGGUGCUAAAAAAAUUGACUGAAUAUUUCCUAGAUGUUUACUUUGGAGAACUGUCAGGAAGUAUGCACGUCUACAUCCUUGUAACUGUGAUUUUCUUCUUUCCCUCAGUUAUCCCGACUAUACCUUGCUCAAAGAUCGCCCUGCUGGGUCAUCUGCUCCACCCUCGUCAGCUUUUAAGCUCUCUGGCGCACUGCAUCAUGGGGGUAAUUGUUGGUUGGUGCUGUGCCAUCACCAUCGGGGGGAGAUAUGAGACGCUUGGCUUCUCUUGCACGCAGACUGAUGGGUAAGAAGCUGUUAGAUAAGACUUAUUAUUUUGAGUUUUACAUGCUUCUUUAUGUCUAACUGUGUUGUUUCAAUGCUGCCAGCUCUGCUCAGAUGUGUCUGAACGAGUAUCAAGUUAUCCUGCUGCUGGCCGGAGCCUUUUUUGGAUUCUCUCACAGUCUGCUGGGUGUGAUCCACAACAUGAACUAUGUGGCUUUCCACACUGUUCAGGUACCUAACCCUAACCCUAACCCCCUUGCACGGAGAUGUUAAAUUUAGAUGCAAACACGGGUGCUUUUGGAGAAAAUUUGAAUAUUUGAAUAAGGUAAAUUAGUUUUAUGGUUGCAAUUAUUGCCAAAACAAAUGGGCUUUGCGCAGCCCUGCAAAAAUUCUUAUUUAGUGUGCAUUUCUACCAACAGUAGUAUUUGGGUCAAACUGUCUUAAAAACAGCCAAAAUAUGUGGAGAAAUUAGCCCCACCUGGAUUGAACCGGCCCUUUAAGAAGGGUUAGAUCAUUCUGGAGCAUGUUAGUUCAUGUAGUGGAUGAGUUACGUACUCAAGUCCUGGUUAAAAAGGAAGCAAUAAAAUAAAAACACAACACCAUAAAGUCAUAAACUUCAAGUGAGCAGUGUAAGAAAGGAGGAACUUUAAUAUGCUUAAAUAUGGAGUAGAAUUUAUACCUCUUUUAGCUCACAUGUCUUAUCCGCACACACCGUUCAAACAACAUAAAACAAAAUGUUUAUAUUUGUUGUUGAUUUGAACUUAUUGUCUUUAUUCCUCAGCAAUAUAAGUACCUCCGCUUCAAGGGAUCCUUGCCUCUGGUGGUGAAAUGCAGCGCCACUCAAGCACUUUACUCUGUCAGGAAUUUCAUUGUUGUUUAUUUCUUCGUGGGUAAGUGAUCUGCGUGACACAACUCAGAAUAAAUUACCCAAGGAGUUUGCAGCGCCAAGAUAACUUUUUUAUGGACACACUUUUAUUUAUCGGUCUGUUGUUUUUAUUCCAAGUGUUUUUGUUUCUGAGUUAUUUAAAGUGACAGAUGACUGUGAAUUUAUCCGAUCAACAGGAUACAUUCCAAGAGCGUGGAUGUGUAAAACAUUAAACCUUGAGCUGAACAGGUCAGUACUGAGUCUGUUUAUAUCUUAUUAAACAAAAAAAAAACUUUUCUAGAGUAAUAUAAGGCACCACAUCUGCAUUAAUGUGUCCAAUCUUCACUUCCAGCUCUGUCCACCAGCUCGACAGUGUAGCAGGACUGCUGGACCUCUCCCUGCUCUACCACCUGUGGAUCAGCGCCACCUUCCUUCUCUUCACAUGGCACAUCACACUGCUGCUCUUCAGGAUCUUUGUCACUGAGGUGUGUCACUUUUAAUCCAAGUCCUCACUGCCAUGUCUAAAUACAACUGGCCUUAACCCCAAAGGCCUUUCUAUCUGAAUUGAGUUCUUCUACAGGCUAAAGGUUAAAGCUAAGCAUCUAUGAAGUCGCAUGGACUCGGCACUAUUCUAAUACAAAAACGCAGUUGCCAAUUCCUGUCUUUUAAUUGGCUUUGAAGUGGAGUGUUGGAUUGCAAACCCUGCCUCUGAUUGCAUUUUAAUUAUUUACAAUCACUAGGGGGCGAUGUUGUCCUUUCUUUAAAUAUUCAAGUGCCUGAACAGCGCCUGACUGAAAUGCACAAUAAUGAUGAAAAACCAUGAAUCAGCACUUGACUUUGUUAUUCCUCUCCAUCCAGGUGUACAGUUUUCCAGUGCAGUCGACCUUUACUGAGGAUGCUCACCAGUGUCUUCCAAAAGUUCUUACUGACAAGCAGCCAAUGAUCGUGAAGGUAGAGACAAAAAAAGCACAUGUAAUUACUUUGAAAUUCAUUAUUUUAUUUGGUUCCGUACGGAGUCUGGGUGUUUUAUUGUUCUUUUUUCCAAAUCGUAGUUUUUAGCUCUGCAGGACUUGGCUUUGUUGUCUCAGCAUUCCCCAUCACGACGCUCUGAGGUCUUCAGUCUCAGUCAGCCAGGUCUGUUUUUCGCUCCACAGACAAGGAGAUUUUUUUGCUUGAUCUCAUUUAGAUUUCAUGGACAUUAAAGUUAAAAUUUUCAGACUUGUACGUGUCUGUUUUCCAGGUGGCCAUCCUCAUAACUGGAACGCCAUCAGUAAGGAGUGUCUGUCUUUGCUGACUGAUCUGACCCAGAGACUUGUAGUCUAUCACGACACCGUAGCAACCAACGGCCGGGCCAAAUCGCUGUCUACUGGAAGUGAAAGGAAGACCUCGUCUGAGUCAUCAGGUUUGUCGCUCAAAACAUAAAAAGCUUAAUUGUCGUCGUUGUUUUCUUCCGCUUCAUCCGGGUCUGGGUCGCGGGGGCAGCAGCUUCAAAAGGGAAGCCCAGACGGCCCUCACCCCAGCCACUUCCACCAGCUCCUCCGAGGGGAUUCUCAGGUGCUCCCAGGCCAGGCGAGAGAGAUAUAAUCCCUCCACCUGCUCCUGGGCUGGCCAUGAGGUCUCCUCUUGGUGGGACAUGUCUGGAACACCUCUGGGAGGCGUCCAGAAGGCAUCCUAACCAGAUGCCCGAGCCACCUCAGCUGACUCCUCUCGACGUGGAGGAGCAGCAGUUCUACUCUGAGCGCCUCCCAAGUGUCCGAGCUCCUUACCCUAUCUCUAAGGCUGAGCCCGGCCACCCUGCGAAGAAAACCCAUUUCGGCUUUUUGUAUCUGCGAUCUUGUCCUUUCGGUCAUUACCCAAAGUUCAUGACCAUAGCUGAGGGUCGGCACGUAGAUCGACCGGUAAAUCGAGAGUCUCGCCUUACGGCUCAGCUCUUUCUUCACCACGACUGAUCGGUUAAGCUGAAUUGUUUAAAACUUUAAAACUUUGUCACUCUAAAAUUCUCCUUUUUUUUCUCCCCACAAAAGUAACCUCAGGGACAGAGGAUCUGAUGAGCCCGAAGCCCACUUUACUGAUGAAAACUCCAGCCUCCGUGUUCGCCCGCUCUGUCGCUGGUCACCCUCAGAGUCCUCUGACGGCACCCUUCACUCCUGACCUGGACAGCCCUUUCGCUUCUCCGGCUCUGCGGCGUCUCACCGCUCCUGUGGACCAGUGCUCGCCGUGGUUCGGCUCAGUGCAGAGCCCGCACGUCAUGAGGAGGGGGCCAAAACUCUGGUCCACCUCCACAGGUAAGAGAAGUUUCAAGGAAGGUGUUAAUGUGUUUGACCAAAACAAUUAACUUAUUCAAAUGUUACUAAUAAACCGAGCUGUCUCACUGGUCCCGUACAGAUUCACAGGUCAAUGGAAGUCCUCCUCCAUCCCCCGCCUCAGUAACUAGUCUCAAGCAGGAACCAUCCAAACCGAGUCUCCUGGCUAAGUUCCUCCAGAACAGAAAAGAACAGGUACUUCAGUCUGACAAGGCAGAACCACAUCCUCAGCUUUGAUCAAGAGUUUCUCAUACUUAGUUAUUAACAGUGUGCUGACCCUUGUAGUCCUAUAGAGGGGUUUGAAUGGCUCUGAUUACUUUAGAUAAACUUUGAAAGGAAGUGUGCUUCAAGGAUUUAACAGUUUCAUUACAUGUUCAGAAAAUGUAUCCUCUCUGCGCAGAGGCUGCUGACCUCUGUCUUAUUGAAUAGAGCUCUUAUCCUUCCUUCAAGUAUGAAAAGCCUUUACACUUUCUUCAUGUGUGUUUUGAUAACGCUGUGAAAUUUUGAAAGCUAAAACAACUUAACUGCUCCAUUCAGGUCAAAAAUUUCUUGGCAAAGCGGGUGCUGAUAAUGUAUUUGUUUAACAAGGUAAGGACACGUGUAGCAUGUGCAUGCUCUCCUCGGUAGACUCCUGGGCACUUUGAGGGGCGGCCUGCAUGCUGACAUAGAUUGAUUUUAGAAAAUAGCCCUUUUCAUAUUGCCAGUUUGAGGCAUCUCGCAUUGAAUUUGAAUGUCACAAAGAUGUAAUGAUGGGAUCAAGUCUUCCUGGAGCUGUGCUGGCCUUGAAGGUUAUAACAGAGGUGUCACAGAGGUCUGAGAUUAAAAACACAAGAGCUGGUUGAUGAUGGAUUUUUGCUGCGAUGCUGUUGCAAACCUGCAAUAUCCAAAGGGCUAUUCAUUUAGAUUCCCUGAAUCUAACAACCCCCCCCUCCUGCAGGCUUCACUAAUGUACCUCCUGGUUUUGGGCUUCAGCGUGUAGACAUUACUAAUGUAGAGCCUUUCCAUCCGUCUAGCUGUUACAGAGAGCCUUACUAAUUGAUUACACCGAGCCUUGAAUGAAGGGGUUGUGUAACACACGUUUGGGUGUAUUUGGAAGCACCGUGUGUGCUGAUCACAUCGAGAAAUCAGCUGAUACUAAAAAGCUGAUCACAAUCACUGUCAAACUCACACUGCACUUCCUCUGUGCAGGAAACAGUACUCUGCUUAGCUUUCUGAGGUGCACCCUCCAAUGAUCGCUCAUGCAUGCUUAAGUUUAGUUCAGUCUCUUUAAAAUCUUUCCGCCAAUUAACUCCCAGAUCCAUAAUCUUGUCAAACUGUGAAUCUAUGCUGAUGAGAAAGCCUCUUUGCAAAUGAAAAUGCUCUCUUUAAAGCUUCCUGAAGCCUCCAGUCAGGCUCUGUUUGCAGACAGUCAGUCUCACAUCUGGGCUUUAGAAGGUAAGGAAAGAUUAUGAGCCUCAUAUUCAUUUGACACGGAUGCAACUUGUUUAAUGCAGCCUCUCCUUUAAUCUUUAAUACCUUUCCUCCAGGGAUGUCAUACCUUGUUCAAGCAUCUUACUCAGAGGACCAGUUUGGAGUUGUGCAGACUACACUACCCAGCAUUCUUGGCUGCAUGCUGGUUUUACAGGAGGUAAGCUGUCGUGGUUUAUUGUAGCUCAUCUGAGAGCACGUAUCGGCACAGCAACCAUUGUUUGAUGAAGUGAUAAGAGUGCACGUCUCUGCUUUAUUACACUGAGAGUGAGGCACAAAGUUCAGGAGCCUUUUAUCAAUCUUUAUAAAAAAACAAAAACAUGUUUCCUGCAUCUACAGUCUGUUAAAAUCAAUAUGUACUCAACUCAGUGUUAUAUCUUUAUAGUGCCUUCCAUACAGUGCCCAUAUAGUGCCUUUAAUUGAAAUUAUUGUUAAGAAAAUUUAUCAAAUGUUGAAACUGAACAAUGUUUUUGUUCCAAAUUACAUGCUCUCUCUAAACACCUCUCCUAAAAGUGCGAAAAAUGUUGAAAAAUCCCUGAAAAUAACAUCUUUAGGAAUAUUAACCAACCUAAUAGACUCAUUUUUAACAAUUUAUUGACAUGAUUGGAUACAAAAGGGAAACCCCAGAGAGUCUGGGUUCAACACUUUGUGAGAGACUGUGUGAACAAGAACAAUUUGGGUAUUUCAUCAUCUAUAGGACAUAAUAUGAAAAUAAAUUUGAGAAGGAAAGGAGUCAAGUCUUAAAAGUGAUGUUUGAUGGGGAUUUUUGGACUCUCAGGCUGCAGGAGAUAAAAAACAGACUUGACUCUGAAGUGGAAGUCACUGAAUUGAAGGGACCCUGAACUGUUCAGUAGCUAUAAUCCUCUAUCUGGCAAAAACUGGGACACUUUAAAAAUUUCAGAAACGGAUUUCUUUGGUUUCCAAAUGUUUGCAAAGAUUGUAAAUUGUUAUUUUUGAUCAUUUGGUUUGUUGGCUUUGCGCUACUUCCAGUUAAAUAUUGACUUUUUAUGAUUUAAAAAUUUAGUUUUUUAUCAACAUUGAACACAGUGCUUGGCUGUACUUGAAAAAUCCUUGAAAAAAAACAUCUUUAGACAUUUUUACCAAUCUAAUUUUUAACAGUUUAUUGACAUGAUUGGAUACACAAAGGGAACUCCAGAGAGUCUGGGUUCAAUACUUUGUGAGAGACUGUGUGAACAAGUACAAUGUGGGUAUUUCAUCAUCUAUAGGACAUAAUAUGAAAAUAAAUUUGAGAAAGAAAGGAGUCAAGUCUGAAAUCUGAUCAUUUGGUUUGUUGUCUUUGCACUACUUCCAGUUAAAUAUUGACUUUAUAUGAUUUAAAUUUUUGUUUUUAGAAAUAAAGCUUGACUGGAGAUCUUUGUAAACAGUGCAGCAUGUGGGAGCUGUAGGUGUAAAAUGAAAGCUGCAUUGAGUCCAGCUCUGUCUAACAGCAGUUAUGUCUCAACCCUCACGUCUCCAGGCUGUGGAUCGACACUUCAAGUUGCCUCAUGCCUCCAGUAAGCCGGUCAGGUCAGGCGGCAGCAUGGGAGACUCCACUUACAAAACCCUGCGCUUCGCUCUGCGGGCGACACUCAAGACUGCCAUCUACAGGAUAACAACCACAUUCGGAGCCCACUUAAAGUAAGGCCUCUGACAACAACUGAGUGAAUUUAAACGACACAAAAAGAUCUGACGGCUGUUUGACACGCAUUUCUCUUCAAUCCUCAGCGCUGUCCAGAUGUCUGCAGAGCACCGGAAAAGAUUGCAGCAGUUUCUUGAAUACAAGGAAUAACACACCUGACACUUGAGAUUCUUAUCAGUGUGAUUCUGUGUGUGCUUGUGUGCAAGUAAGUGAAAGCUCAUGAUAGUGCCUCUUUUAAUAUUUAUAUCGGCACUGUGUCACGGCAGAUUGUAUUUGACAGGCUAGCUGACAUCUGCUCGCUGGAGGACGGGGCAGGAAGCCCAACAGAUUAACUGAAACAGGUCGGAAGACUGUUGCCGCCUGUGUUUGGGUGCUUUAAAGCAGCCUGCUGUGGAAAAAAGCAGCUCAUUUGGAAAUAAGUUUCUUUAUUACAAGAAAAAACUAUCAUAUUUGGGAUGAGCUGUGAAAGGGCUAUUUGUAGUUUCAUACUGUAUUUAAUCCGCAGUCGCUUUGAAUGACGUCUUUGACGGUUUCAAAGCAGGUGCGAUGACUGGAUGAGAAAGAGAGAGUGAGAGUGAGAGAGAAGCUGAUUUUUACAGGUGUUACUGUGUUCUGACAAAUCUUUUUACAGAUCUGGUUUUGUUCUAGACACCAGCUGGGAAAACAAAUAUACCAAAGUCAGAACUCUUUCAUAGACGCCUCUGUUUGUUCAUUUUAAGUGUUUGUUUUGGUCUCUUCUUUUCGUGCCACUUAGGGCUGUUUGUUUAAGAAUGGAUAUAUAAUGUGACUGAUCACCAGUUUGGGUAGUAAUAUUUUUUCACUGCAGACAUGCAGCAUGUAGAGUUGACACUCCUUCUCAAGAACUGUUGAAUAAAAAACACGAUGUAAUGAACAUAUGUGAGGUUUUUAUUGCCUUAAGCUAAAACAAGUAGAAAGUGACUCGAGGGCACAACUCGGUUCAUCGUUGGAGCUCAGCUUUGCGUUUUGAUUUCAG
Molecule: messenger RNA, 9743 nt
Organism: Xyrichtys novacula (pearly razorfish)
Lineage: Eukaryota; Metazoa; Chordata; Actinopteri; Labriformes; Labridae
Source: the annotation of a GenBank genome assembly